Molecule: messenger RNA, 600 nt
Organism: Acaulospora colombiana
Lineage: Eukaryota; Fungi; Glomeromycota; Glomeromycetes; Diversisporales; Acaulosporaceae
Source: the annotation of a GenBank genome assembly
AUGAGUGCCGGUUUCGGGAAGAUAGAUUUGAUGAUCAAAGGAGACAUUAUAUGCUGUCGUCCUCAUCAACUUGAGGUCUGCUCUGAAUGUGAUUUGGACUUUAACUCCUUGAAUUCUCUGCAUAAAAGUCUUCUACAAAUCAAUGGGAACAUUCCACCACCAAACGCUGUAAAUGAAAGGUUAUCAAGGCAAAUCAUGGGACUGAAAGAAGAAGGAAACAAACAAUUUAAAGCAGAAAACUAUCUCGAAGCGAUUAGGCUAUACACUCUGGCAAUAGAGAUGGCUUUUCAAAGACCCAUGUGGGAACCUCACGAAAUAACGGCUCAUGAUGUUUCAAUUUGUUUAAGUAAUAGAUCCGCCGCUUACAUGGGAAUCAAAUCUUGGGUAAAUGCAUACGUUGACGCAGAGUGGGGAAUCAGGAUUAAAUCGGAUUAUGUAAAGGGAUAUUUUAGAAAAGGAAAGGCCUUAAUGGCGAUGAGAAGGUAUGAUGAAGCUAUAAAGGCAUUUGAGGUUGGCUUAGAAUUUGCACCAAAUGAUGAAAGUUUAAAGAGUGUUCUCGAUGAGGCAAUAGAAUUGAAAGGAAAUGAGAUGGUGGAGUAA